This is a messenger RNA of Puntigrus tetrazona (Sumatra barb), 2047 nucleotides long. RefSeq lists its product as uncharacterized. The annotation marks the transcript as partial. Lineage: Eukaryota; Metazoa; Chordata; Actinopteri; Cypriniformes; Cyprinidae. The transcript is spliced from 8 exons. Gene Ontology annotation, molecular function: ATP binding; protein serine/threonine kinase activity. The record is from RefSeq and is a predicted model, not a curated record. Gene Ontology annotation, cellular component: cytoplasm. Gene Ontology annotation, biological process: negative regulation of apoptotic process; protein autophosphorylation; regulation of mitotic cell cycle.
AAACAUCACUGACCCUUCAGGAGCAAAUCCAGAGGCUUCUCCUGCAGCAGCAGCUAUGGAGAACAGCCCAGCAGAAAAACCAGCUAAACACAAGAAGAAAAGCCUUUGUGCAUUCUUCAAGAAGACAUGGCUUGCUGUGAAAAGCACUCGUCGAGGCAACAAAACAGCCCCUCCUCAGCUUGUGACGGACACAGAUUCAGCUGAUCUUCAGUGUGGUCCUUCUGAUCUCGAACCAGCAGCACACUGUCAUCCAGCUGAUCCACAGCCAGGCCCGUCCGGCCUAGAGCCAAUAACUCUACAGGAUCAACCUGAUCCUCUGCCAUGUCUGUCCAGCAUCACACCGAUAGACUGUGAUGAAAAUCCAGCUGAUCCCAAGCCAGCUGAAGAAAAUCAAACAAACACAAAGAAGAAGAAACGCAUUCUCACACUCUUCAAAAGAUUGUGGCGGGCUGUAAAAUGUGCAUCAACACGGAAAAAGCACAACAAAGUGGCUCCUCUUUGUGCACAACCCGACUCCGAUUCAGCUGAUCCUCAGUCGGAUCCAAACAUUCUUGAACCGAUGGCUCUGCAGCAUUCAGCUGAUCAUCGGUCAGAUCCCUCUGUCCAUGAAACCAUGGCUCUACAAGAUCUGACAGAUCCUCCAGAAGAUCAUCUGUCUUGUUCGUCUGAUCCUGGUCAAGAACCGCCUGGUUUUGUGCCAACGUGUCUGCAGGAUUCGGCUGAUCAUCAGUCGGAUCCAUCUGACUUCGAAACCAUGGCUCCACAAGAUCCGACUGAUCCUCCAGAAGACCAUUUGUCUGGUUCGUCUGAUCCUGGUCAAGAACUGCCUGGUUUUGUGCAAACAUGUUUGCAGAAUUCAGCUGAUCAUCAAUCGGAUCCAUCUGUCCUUGAAACCAUGGCUCUACAAGAUCUGACUGAUCCUCCAGAAGAUCAUCUGUCUGGUUUGUCUGUUCCUGGUCAAGAACCCCCUGGUUUUGAACCAACAUGUGUGCAGAAUUCAGCUGAUCAUCAGUCGGAUCCAUCUGUCCAUGAAACCAUGGCUCUACAAGAUCUGACUGAUCCUCCAGAAGAUCUUUUGUCUGGCUUGUCGGAUCCUGGUCAAGAACCGCCUGGUUUUGUACCAACGUGUCUGCAGGAUUCAGCUGAUCUUCUUCCAGGCCCGUCAGCUCUUGAGCCAGUACCCCCAAAAUUUCCAGCUGCUUGCAAGCAUAGACGAAUCAAGGAUCAAACCCGAGCAGCCUGUUUCAGCCGUCCAACUCCAGUACCAUUUGAUGAGAUUUAUGAAGUGGGAGAUGAGCUUGGACAAGGAGGCUUUGGCACUGUGUACGAGGGGACUUCAAAAAAUCAACGCAAGAAGGUUGCCAUCAAAAUCAUCCUCAAGUGUGAAAGAGACCGUUAUAUUGAACUACCUGGCUGUUCAAAGCCACUGUUUGCAGAAGUGGCUGCAAACCUGCUGCUGACACAGGCUCCAUUAAGCCCCUACAUUGUGUACAUGCUGGAAUGGUUUGAAGAGGAGGAUCGGUUCAUCCUCAUCCUGGAACAUCCGGAACCCUGCAAGGACUUGCUCAAAUUUGUGGUUAACAACAUGCAUUGGGCGAACGAAUUACAGACACGUAGCCUGAUGUAUCAAGCGGUGCUCGGGGCCAAGCACUGUCUUGACCGAGGUGUCUUUCACCGGGACAUUAAGUUGAAUAACUUUCUGAUCAACACGACGACUAACCGAGUCCAACUAAUAGACUUUGGCUGCAGUGACCUCGUCAAAAGUACAGGCUACUUGGGUGAUUUUAUAGGAGGAGUCUGCCCGCCUGAAUACUACAACGACUUAAGAUACAAGGCAGAGCCAACAACCGUCUGGUCUCUGGGUGUAAUGAUGUACGCAAUGAUGUGCAAAUGUCGACCCUUUAGCAGUCCUGAAGACAUGAUGCAUGGCAGUCUGAGUUUUAACGUUAGAGUAUCCACAGAAUUGCAGAAUUUGAUAAGUCGCUGCCUGACUGUUGACCCAACUAAGAGAGCGACUAUUGAGGAGAUCCUACAGCAUAAAUGGUUU